Molecule: messenger RNA, 1074 nt
Organism: Drosophila bipectinata
Lineage: Eukaryota; Metazoa; Arthropoda; Insecta; Diptera; Drosophilidae
Source: RefSeq, a predicted model, not a curated record
AAUUACAAAAAAAAUUUACAAAAAAAAAAAAACCGCCAAAAAACAAACAAAAACAAAAAACAAGUAAAAAUGUUGCAACUGAGAGCGUAACACAACAGAGAAGAAGAAGAAAUAGAAGUGCGGUGGCAGAAGUGGCAGCAGCAAGGGGCAGCAUUAUAUUUCCUUCUUAAAAAAGCAACAUCUUCCAAAAGAAACAACAACAACAAAUAAUAACAAAUAAACAACAAAACAACAACAAGAAAGCUAGAAAGAGAGAGAAAGAUAGUUAGAGAGUGAGAGAGAGAGAAAAAUUAUUAAUUAUAAUAUUAGAGCCCGCCCAGCCAAGGUCAACUUUUGGUUUUGGGGCAGAAACAACACAAAAUGCACGCGUGUGUCUGCUGCUGUUCGACAAACAACAAUUGCAACAACAACACAAACGACAGCAACAACAGCAACGGCAGCAACAACACCACCAGCAACAACAUCAGCAACAACAACAACAACAAGCAGAAGUGCAACAUUGUGAAAAAGGAGUGCAACAAGCCAGUGAAGAAGGAUAACAUUGAGGAGGAGAGUUCGAAAGUUCAGAAGAAACAACAACAACAACAACAACAACACCAGGGCAAGGAUAAGAGCAAGCAACAUCCCAUUGAGGAGUUGCUGUUGUCUGCUGGCCAGAGAGCCAGUGGCGGCGACGACGACAACAACAACAACAACAAUAAUAACAAAGACGAACACGACCACAACGAUCUCAACGGCGCCGCAACGAUCUCAACGAGGCGGUGGUGGCGGCGCGAUCCUCCGGGAGCGAUUACGUCGACGACGUCCUUCACCAAGUCCUUGCCACCAAGUAGUAGUAGUAGUAGUAUCAGUAGUAGCAUCGUCACCUAUAAUAUUAUUAUUAUUGUUAUUGAGGUGACGAUAGCGAUAGUACUGUUGUUGUUGCUGUCGUUCUACCGGCAAAUCAUCAACAACAACAACAACAACAACAACAACAACAACAACAACAAGGGAAACAUCAAGAGAGAGUAUCCCUUUUGCGUGAAAAAAACGGGAUCCAACGGGAGUCGUGUUGUCUCGUUCUCGUUAUAAUUU